Messenger RNA from Baudoinia panamericana UAMH 10762, 618 nucleotides. RefSeq lists its product as uncharacterized. Gene Ontology annotation, molecular function: acyltransferase activity, transferring groups other than amino-acyl groups. Lineage: Eukaryota; Fungi; Ascomycota; Dothideomycetes; Mycosphaerellales; Teratosphaeriaceae. The transcript has 2 exons. The record is from RefSeq and is a predicted model, not a curated record. The annotation marks the transcript as partial.
AUGGCCAUAACCAUCCUCCCCCUCCUCGAGGCGGACAUCCCCAGCUUCGUAAAAAUCGAACUGGAAGCUUUCAGAUCGCACCCACGAAUGCCAAUGCUGUUCCCAAUGCCAUAUCAAGAUGACCUCUACGCAUUCUACAACGAGCGCAAGACCAUCAGUUUCCGUGACGAUGAGUGCCGUUUCAUGAAGGCAGUAGACGACGAGACGGGCAACAUCGUAGCGGUCUCGGAGUGGACCUUCUCUCUUGAUUCGAACAAGACCGCCAUAGCACGGCUUUCAGAUCCGAACGAGCAGCCACCGGCAAACUGGCCCAAGGGCGGCAACUGGGGAUUGAGGCAGUGGUUUAAGAUCGAAUGGGAGGAGUGGAGACGGGAGAAUUUGGCCGGCAAGGCUUAUAUAUUACUCGACAUCCUGGUCACAAAUCCAACACAACAGCGUCGCGGCGCAGGCGCAAAGCUUCUCGCAUGGGGCUGUGAGCAGGCGGACAAGCACGGGGUGAUGAUGUGCCUGGAGUCCACCCCGGCAGGCCUGGGGUUGUACGAGCGCUUCGGGUUCCGCCAAGUCCGCACGCUCAAGGCUGAUAUGAGGGACUUUGGCUGGGAUAAGCCGUAUGACGAG